UGCCAGCUCUGAUCCAUUACGCUAGUUUGAAGAUAAAAAAUGUAUUAAUAAAUUUAAGUGAAGUAAUUAGUAAAGUAGGUAUUGCUAUAUAAGAUUGUAGGGCAAUAAUGAAAAAUAGUUUUGUUGUUGAAGAAAAAAAGUGAACAUGGGUCUUAACGGCGUCUUGCUCAUUAAUAUAUUAUCAGUUUUAAACUUCUUAACGUUGAAAACGGUUGCUGUUGAUCCUAAUUGUGAUUAUUCCCAAUACUUGACCGUGAAAACCAAAUACUACAUUUAUAACAAGGAGUAUCCUUCAAAAUAUACUAUAAAUACGAAUUGCUUGUGGACCGGCCAAAGUCAGCCUGGAACUAGAAUUGUCGUUUCGUGUGAAGAUGUAGAUUUGCCCAGUACUAAAAACUGCAGUGGAGAUAAAUUGCGAAUAUCUUUAAGUGGCGAUGUAAAUUUCGCUGAUUCAAGAAAUUACUGCGGAACUGGAUCAUUUUCUUUGAUUUCAAAUGCAAAUUUAGUUGCUAUCGGUUUGGUGUCCAGCAGCAUAAGUGCAGGUGGUAGAUUUGUUUGUUCUCUAACCGCUAUACAGAAUUUUGAACCUCCAUCAACUACUAGUCCUCCAACUAGUACGUGCGAUUGUGGAUGGAAAAGAGGUACUAAAAUAGUGGGAGGCGUUCCAACUCUCGUGAACGAGUAUCCUGCAAUGGCGGGAAUAGUAAAUGCUGCUGUUAGCGAAGUUAUUUGCGGAUCCACGAUCAUUUCCAAUAGAUACGUGAUAACUGCGGCGCACUGCAUGAGAAAUGUCAAACUAGAAAAUAUGGGAGUUCUUGUCGGAGAUUGGGAUCUUUCUUCGGGCACUGAUACUUCAGCUUCAUCUCUUUAUCGAGCAGAAAAUUAUUGGGAACAUCCUUAUUUCGAUCCAGACACCCAAACAAAUGACUUGGCGAUUGUAAAAACCAUGAAAAAUAUUGAAUUUUCUUUGUAUGUAGGACCAAUUUGUUUGCCGUUCCUUUAUACAUUUGAUACAUUUGCCUUUGAUAAUGUUACAAUAUUAGGUUGGGGCCAGGAAUUUUUCAACGGACCGUCAUCAGAUAUAUUGCAAAAAGUUGAAUUGCAGGUAGUACCCAAUUCGGAUUGUCAAAGUCAAUUACCCGAUAAUAUCAUUACCCCAAAUCAAAUUUGUACCUAUGCUCAAAAUAAAGAUGCUUGUCAAAAAGAUUCUGGAGGACCAGUGAUAUGGCAAGAUCCUGAGACGUUGAGACUGCAACUUAUUGGUGUGAUUUCUUAUGGACUCGGAUGUGCAACUUCUAAACCUGGGGUUUGUACUCGAAUUACAAAUUAUUUACCGUGGAUUAUUCAAGUUACAAAUAAUACCAGCUACUGUAUAAAAUAAGGAAAUAUGUUUUUGAAUUUGUUGAUUUUUAAUAAACAUUUUUAUGAGUGA
Molecule: messenger RNA, 1432 nt
Organism: Diorhabda sublineata
Lineage: Eukaryota; Metazoa; Arthropoda; Insecta; Coleoptera; Chrysomelidae
Product: venom serine protease-like
Exons: 9
Coding region: 146-1381 (411 amino acids)
Biological process (GO): proteolysis
Molecular function (GO): serine-type endopeptidase activity
Source: RefSeq, a predicted model, not a curated record